AUGGGCGCCAGUCUCUGCAAGAUCGCUGAGACCGCCUUUAAUCUGCUACCAAGAAACCUGCAGAAUUUUGCUCGAAGCAGAUUACCAAGAGCCACCAUUCCUAGGCAAGCAGCAACGCCCAGCGGGCUAGCGCUGCCCUCCCCUGUGCACGCCACCCUCACUCCAGCAGAGCUAGGCGAUGGCCAAAUCAUCGUCAUCGGGGACGUGCAUGGCUGCCCUGUGGAGCUGAACGCACUCCUGGACAAGUGCAAAUUCCAGCAGGGGUCAGACAAGGUUGUCUUUGUGGGCGACCUAGUCAACAAAGGCGAGCAGUCUGCAGAGGCGGUGCACCUCGCGCGGCAGAUUGGCGGCAUCUCAGUGCGAGGCAACCACGAUGAGAUGGCCCUGGAGCGCUAUGAGAUGUGGAAGAAGUGUGGCAGGCUCGACCCAAAGUACAAGUACCUGGAGCAGUUUAGCGAGGAGGAUGUGGAGUACUUUCGGCAGAUGCCCUUCAGCCUGAGCAUCCCCAGCCACGGCGUGCUGGUGGUGCAUGCCGGCAUCGUCCCUGGAACGCCCCUGGAAGACCAGCUCCUGGAUGACCUCAUCAAUAUGCGGCACGUGGGGGCAGAGGGCGGUGCGAAUCGGUACAAGGCACUGCCCAAGUUCCCACGCAGCGCUGGGCAGCCCUGGGCCAACAUCUACAACGGGCCCCAGCACGUCAUCUUCGGCCACCACGCGCGCAGGCGCCUGCAGCCCUGCCGCUUCGCGACAGGCAUCGACACCGGGUGUGUGCUGGGCGAUCAGCUGACUGCAGUGGUGCUACCCCCGGUGAGCAAGCUUCGCAGCAUGGGCGUUGCUUCACCCCCAACAGGGAGCGUCACCAUGGAGUCCAUUGGAGGGCAGCUGGUGUCUGUGCGAGCAAAGCGCUGCUACAAAGCAGAGGACAAUGACUAA
Coccomyxa subellipsoidea C-169 is the source of this 933-nucleotide messenger RNA. RefSeq names its product Metallo-dependent phosphatase. Gene Ontology annotation, cellular component: cytoplasm. Gene Ontology annotation, biological process: polyphosphate catabolic process. Bases 1 to 933 code for a protein of 310 amino acids. Lineage: Eukaryota; Viridiplantae; Chlorophyta; Trebouxiophyceae; Coccomyxaceae. The transcript is spliced from 7 exons. The record is from RefSeq and is a predicted model, not a curated record. Gene Ontology annotation, molecular function: endopolyphosphatase activity; phosphatase activity.